Messenger RNA from Triticum aestivum (bread wheat), 2734 nucleotides. RefSeq lists its product as uncharacterized. The record is from RefSeq and is a predicted model, not a curated record. NCBI's taxonomy places the organism in Eukaryota, Viridiplantae, Streptophyta, Magnoliopsida, Poales, Poaceae. The transcript is spliced from 8 exons. The coding region runs from base 678 to 1733 and encodes 351 amino acids.
AUGGUUAUGAUCAUCUAAAGUUAUUCCUGAAAUUUGUAUCAGAACUCAAUGAUAUUCAGAAGAACAUAGUUCGGAAACUCGGUUUUGGUUCUCUACAAGAAAUUUGCUGCGAAUGCAACAUUGAUGACAUAUUCUUGUGGCUAGCUGCGCAGUUCAACACCAUCACAAGCGCAAUUGAACUCAACAAUGGAUUCAAAUUUAAGUUUACCCCAUUAGUAGUACAAACUAUUCUAGGGAUUCCUUGUGGUGGAUUACCAAUUCUAACAACACCAUCAACUGAAACUGCAGAAUUCAUACACAAUUUACUUGGUUCAUCAGCUCCCAGCACGGAGUAUCUACUAUCACUGAUGACUGAUGAUAUGGUAGAGGAAACAUUUUCCAUAAUUUUCUUGCUCCUAGCAGUUUCCUGCUUAAUAGGUCCUAAUCAAAGGGAUAUCCAAUGAAGAAAAUCUACAGCGUAUUGGGGAAUCUCAAAUCUAUACCCAAGUACAACUGGUGCUCAUUCGCACUUUCAUAUUUGACGCACCAGAUAAAAAAAUUCAAAACCAAUCUUCUUCAUAACAAGACUUAUCUGCCUGGAGGUUGUAAACUAAUCUUGGUGGAUUCCAAUAAACAUCAAACCAAGGUUACCUCUCUGGUCAACAAGCCUAUUCAAAUCAUUCAUUGCUCUCGAUACUAUGCACGGUGAACACAACCAGUUCGGUACACUUUCUAUGAAGCAUAUCUCAUCAACUCCUUUCAAUCAUACAACAAAUUGUACGGAUUUACAACUACCUGAAGUUAUUCUCCAGUACAUUGACAACAAAUACCCUUCUUUUCAUAAUGUGCAGGAGAAAACAGUUCUUGAAUCUAGCAGCCAAAAGUUUUGGGAAACUCUAGUUACAAACUCCAUUCCAACAGUUCAAGCAUAUAUUGAUGAUGUGAACUCUUUAUUUGCAAAUCUUGUGCACUCAAUGAAGGAGAAUUAUUCUGCAACUAGAAAGGAAUCAACAACUUCAAAAGUGAUAAUCUCUUGUCCUAGAAAAGAGUUCGCUCCCCCAAAGAUCGAAGACAAAUCUACUUUCGAUACAGGUUCAAAUGAUUUAAUCAAUUUCCCAAUCCCUAUUGUCUUGCCUCCAACAAACUCAUUGGACAUCACAACAACAGCUUUACUAGAAAAAUUGGCACAUUCUGUAGUAACUGAAGACUAUGCAAAUAUGGGUGUCCUUUUUUCAACAAACUUACCAAGCUUGAAAGAGCUUUUGAAGAUUGAGAAAAUUAGUAUACCAAAUACCAACGAAGAAACUAAUCCUAUGCAAGAGCUUGAAGAAUAUAUCAAAACUAAGCCAAACAAGAUAUAUUUACCAACAUCCAAUGAAAUUGCAUGGAGAAAUGAAAAUUUCAGCCUAUCUAAAUUCAGAUUCAUAGCCAGUGAUCUAAUCUACAGAGGGAAUAAUAUGUAUUGUCUGGAUGAUGAACCAUCUACAAUUGCUGCUGGGAUGAACCCAAAUUUGAUCGUUCCGCCAAAACCUCUUAACAAACUCCAUGACUACCCUUCUUGCUGCACCAAAACAGAUACAAUUCAUGCAGAUUAUCCUGAUGAAAUGACUACUUUCUGUCAAGCAAACCAGUCAGCAGCAGCUUCUUCUGUAUUAGUUCCAAACACAAACUGCCAUUAUCUUCCACGAAUUUGUAAUAGCAAGUCUCCUUUUAUAUAUAGCAACAGCCCACACAGAAGCUUUCAAAACCAAUGACCACAAGCAGGAAACAGGUUUGGAACACCUGUAGCAAAUCCUUUGAUGUUUCAGUUACUAGAAAAUUUCGAAGCUGAAUGUUAUCAGAGAGACAAGGCAGCUGCAGAACAAAGGAUUAUUGAAAAAUUCUCUUUAGCCUCAACUAUUUACAAGACAUAUCAAAUGCCUACAAAACAGUUAGUGCACUCAUCUCCUCUACAAGCUGAUUUUUACAAGAUGAUGAACUCGAUUCUCCCACACCUAGAUAUCAGUCAAAGGAUAUUCCAAAUCGAUGAUGUAUGGGUUGACCAGAAGACUUUGACUGUUUCAAUGAUGCCUGGUUGUUGGAUGAACCCGCACACCUUGGACUGCUACUCCAAAAGGUUGAACACAUACCAACUACAUAGAGGAAGACAAGGACUUCUACCAAGUGAUCAGUACAUUGCCCACGUAGUUGGCAGAGAAGACAUGGAUCUUCUUAUGAGACCUAUGCUAAAUCUUACAUAUCCAGCUUGUAGUGAUAUGUUGAGUGAAGCAACAGUGGGCUUCAGUUUGGAGAACGCAAAUUUUAUAAUUUCCAUUAUUUCUCUCUUAUAUAUGCACUUUCAUUUUUCUACUUCUGAUACUGAGUGCCAACUAUGUGCUUACUUUUUUCCCACACUUUUUCUUAACAUGUAAAAUAAUGCAUUGCAUUUUCCUUUUCCUUUCAUCAGGUCCAUCUACCAUGCUUUAAUGAUAAGCAGUGGAUUGUAAUAACAACAAACUUAACUACUGAGAGGUUCUUUAACAUAAUGAAUCCUGAUGGAUCUGGAAAUUCCAAAUUCACUACAAUUAUUAGCACAAUAACUUUCAACUUCAAGUAUCUUUUUGCCAAAACCUACCCCAACUGCACUUCUUUCAACAUAAAGGAUUUUGACUACCGUUUUGUACCAGUCCCACGGACUCAUUUCAGGUUGAACAUCAUAUUUCCUCUCUUAUGUGUUCCUUUCCUGUACUUGCUUUUCCCUCUUCUUCAAGUUAAU